Messenger RNA from Tuber aestivum (summer truffle), 1753 nucleotides. NCBI's taxonomy places the organism in Eukaryota, Fungi, Ascomycota, Pezizomycetes, Pezizales, Tuberaceae. The record is from the annotation of a GenBank genome assembly.
GCGACGGGUUCUGACAGUUUGACAGUGAGUGGGAUUCCAAUAGGGUUACCCGGAAUGCACAUUCAUAUUUCCAUAGUGUAUGAUACAUUCUAUGACACCCAGCAAACAUUCUAUUACAGUAUGAUACUCUCCUGGAUGCCCAAUACAAUGGAGGCAUACGGCCACCAGAUGGAUAUAUAACUGGAGCUUCUGCUCUCUCGAGCCUGGGCCCGCCCUGCAGCUUCCUCCUCCCAAACUUCAACACAAUCUCCUACUACCCCUCUCCAGUACCAAAUAUCGCUCCUACAAAAUGCCUAUUCCAGUCGAAAAUGUCGGAUCUCUCCCACGUCCUCUAAUACUUCAGAAUAUGCUCGCCGCCUACGAUAAUGGGGAGGUAGGUCAACCCAAUGACGGGAAAUGGGAGAGAGGAAAAGCAUGCUAAUUCACACCUUCAGGCAACCUAUGAACAACUUGUUGGAGUUCAGGACGAGGCUUGCAAAGAUUCGGUUACGCGUAUGGAAGCGGUUGGGCAAACUUGUGUCACCGAUGGUGAACAGAGAGCCAGUAGUUUCGCUACUUACCCACUCGCCGAUACUCUUGGAGGCAGCGGACUCGCCGAAAAUUUGGCUUCCGAUGGGCAGUACUUGUUCGUUGACCUCUAAAACAGUGUGUGAGUGAAUGCUGACGAUAGUACAAGCGCCAUCUUUGAGGAUGGCCACCACCGUCAACUUCCCCGUCUCACGGGUGGCCCCUUUAGAUAUAAAAACUACGCUGCCGAUUUCCUAAAGCUAUCCAAGCCGUUUUCCAAGCUCCCCCUCAAGCAAGCUGUGAUCGCGCCAAGCAUGUUGUAUCUGCUCUACCCUCUCGAGGGAAGCAUUGAGGGAUACCCCCGUGAGCAAUUCCUUGACGAUCUCGUCAACGAGUGCGAGAAGGAUAUCCGCAAAUGUUUUGAAGCUGGUGCCGUCAGGGUCUCUAUCGAUUUUACCGAAGGUACGUACGCCCAGCGCAUCCGCAGUGAUAGUGUCUGACAAAGGCAAAACAGGUCGUCUUGCAUUGAAGAACGAUCCUUCCAACCCAUGGACUGGCCGCGGACUCUUGGAUACCUUUGUCGACCUCAACAACCGUGUCCUCGACCGUUUCUCCUCGGAGGAGCGCAAGAAUAUCGGCAUCCACACUUGCCCCGGUGGUGACUGCGAUUCAGUGCAUAGCAUGGAUGUCGACUAUACCGAUCUGUAAGACACCCCCCCACAUAGCAUAAGAAAUUUGCACCACACUAAGAUUCCAAAAGCUUCCCGAGCCUCUUCAAGAUCAACGCAGGUUACUUCCUAGUCCAGUGCGCCAGUGAGCCCGAUAAGGAAAAGGUCUACAAACUCUGUGGAAAUCAUUCCCGCGAUGACCAGGUUGUCUUUAUCGGAGUCAUCAAUCCCCUCAAUCCCGAUCUCGAGACUGCCGAGGAAGUCUGCGAAGCGUUGGUCGCCGCUGCAAAGCACAUUCCGAAGCAUCGCCUCGGCGCUACCGAUGACUGCGGAUUUAGUCCUUUCAGCACCGACCUAAAGCCCAAACACGGAGGCCCCGACAUCGCUAGAGAUCUGGCGUUUAAGAAGAUGAGGGCUCGGUGCGAUGGAGCUAAGAUGGCUAGCGCCAAAUUGGGUAUUUAAAUUCCUGCUCGUCUCAGGGUCAGAAUGGUUGUGGUGAGGGCUUCAUGCUUGAUUGUUUAUGUAUUCCUUUUAUGGUUUUCUAGGUUUCCAACCUCUAUGUCAUUAUUAUUCUUAUU